Messenger RNA from Cryptomeria japonica (Japanese cedar), 2052 nucleotides. RefSeq names its product E3 ubiquitin-protein ligase At1g12760. The transcript has 6 exons. Lineage: Eukaryota; Viridiplantae; Streptophyta; Pinopsida; Cupressales; Cupressaceae. Bases 435 to 1601 code for a protein of 388 amino acids. The record is from RefSeq and is a predicted model, not a curated record.
GGGAAAAUCCUCAGAAAUUAUUUACUUCCGAUUCUUCAAAAACACCGCCCGGUCAGAGAAAGAAAGUAAAUCCAUUGAACAUUUUAUCAAAAAAACAAAUUAUUACUAGGUAGAGAACGAGCCAAAAAAAAAAGCAGAUGGUCUCAAAUCCGGUCUGAAAUGUUGCCGAUAUCAACAUGUUGUGUGGUUACGAGGGUUUCGUAAUCUUAGAAUUCGUAAUUGCCGAUGAUUUUGCCUCAUUCUGCUUAAAUUUCCAUGUAAUAAGGGUUUCUUCUUUCAGAAUUGGAAAAAUAAGUCUGUUGUUCAAGGCAGUCGACAAAUUGAAAGCUCGUGGAAAUCGGAAAACUUCUUCAUGGCGGUGUAAAAUAGGGAAAGAAGUGGGAAGGUGCAGGUUAUUUUGAGAGAAAGGGAAGGAACUUGAGGCGGUGAAUCACAUGGACAGAACAGGGACAAAUUCGCCCUCGGACGUGGCGGUGGACACGAGCCCGCUGCUGGGAAACGGCAAUGGAUCAAAUACGAGUGAGGAAAGCAACGGCAGAAGUAACUUGCCUCGGAGGGCAAGCAUUCAGGGGGCGGCUCGCUUCUUACGCAGGGCCAGCAGCAGAAGAAUUAUGAGGGAGCCCUCCAUGCUAGUCCGCGAGACGGCCGCCGAGCAGUUGGAGGAGCGGCAGAGCGAUUGGGCUUAUUCUCGUCCUGUUGUCGUGCUUGACAUAAUUUGGAACCUCGCAUUUGUUAUCGUUGCCGUAGCCGUGCUGAUUUUGAGCAGGGAUGAAAGACCUAAUAUGCCUAUCAGGGUUUGGGUGGUAGGUUAUGCACUGCAGUGCCUGCUGCACAUGAUUUGCGUCUGCUUCGAGUACAGAAGGAGACACAGCAAUAACCCGCAGCAGCAACAGAGGGCGGCUUCAGGCGGCAAUUCCAGUGGCCAGCAGAGCCCUGGUGGAACUCAGGAUUCUGAAAGCGACAGCACCGACGAGGAAGCGGAGGAAGGGAUUCCACCCGACCGCACCAGCAUAGCAAAGCGGUUGGAGUCUGCCAACACGAUGUUUUCAUUCAUAUGGUGGAUAGUUGGAUUUUACUGGAUAUCUGCUGGUGGUCAGGUUCUUACUCAUGAUGCCCCCCAACUUUAUUGGCUAUGCGUCGUAUUUUUGGCAUUCGAUGUAUUUUUUGUAGUAUUUUGUGUAGCCCUGGCCUGUGUGAUUGGCAUAGCUGUCUGCUGUUGUCUUCCAUGCAUUAUUGCUAUUCUAUAUGCUGUGGCAGAUCAGGAAGGAGCAUCUGAAGAGGAUAUUAGCCUUCUUCCAAGAUACAAGUUCCGGUCAUAUGGUGGAUCUGAAAAAAAUAAUGGAGAUAAAUCUGGGCAACAUGGAGGAAUUAUGAACUUAUGUGGUGGAGAAUCGUCAAAUGAUCGUCCUCUUUCUGCAGAAGAUGCUGAGUGCUGCAUCUGUCUCUCUGCUUAUGAAAAUGACGUUGAGUUGCGUGAGCUUCCUUGUAGCCAUCAUUUUCAUUGCACGUGCAUUGACAAGUGGCUACGAAUCAAUGCCACAUGCCCUCUUUGCAAAUACAACAUCAUAAAGAGUAGCAGCAAUAACAGGGAGGAUGUUUAAUAUUGUCUUUUGUCUAUGAGAUUUAUUUGUUUCUAACUAAAUUAUCAAGCUCUGCUGUUUCAUAUUGUUUCUUAGAGGCUACUUAAACCAUAACUAUGAUUUGUGAGCACCUUGGCAUAUAAAUAGGCGUAUCUUGUGUGUUCCUUUUGGAUAUUUGCAACCAAGCAUUCUGCUUUCGGAAUAUCUCUAAAUUGAAUUUUGAAAAAAGUUAAUACUAGAAUGUGCAUAAAUAGAUUAGAGAUCUGAGGUUGUUGCCAGAAGAUACACCAUACCUAUGAAAAAUUGAUGUCUUGGCUGCCUACUGAUUCAAGCACAUUUCUAGUAUAGAAUUACAUAGGAUAGAAACAAUAGUUGCUGAAUCAAGAGACGGAAAAUUCAAUUACAAUGUAUUCGGAUAUAUUUGUGUAUAAGAAACAAUUCAAAAAUGGGAUUGGAUAUCAGUUUGGGAAUC